AGUGUACCUCGUACACUUAAAAUUCUUGCUAACAAUUGAACUGAGACAUGUUAGUAUCUAGUUCGUAUCCAAAGAAAAGCCACCAACAAGACAGCUUCUACAAGCUCCCACUCAUAUGGAAGAAAUGCACCGACCUCCAAUCCCUGAAGCAGAUCCACGCCUCCAUGGUCGUCAAAGGCUUCACCUUCAACACCACUACUUCCCUCACACAACUCCUUUUCUGCACUGCAAUGUGCACUUUUGGCCCCACAAUACAUUAUGCACGCAAAGUGUUCGAUCAAAUUCCCGAACCAGAUACUUUCAUGUGGACCACCAUGAUCAGGGGUUUGGCUCAGGGCCCUGAUCCCCUGCAGGCGGUUGCACUGUACACCAAAAUGGCUGCACGUAAAGUGAGCCCCGAUAGCUUCACUUUCUCUUUUCUAAUCAAAGCUUGUACUAGGCUUUUGUGGGUCAAGACCGGUUCUAUUAUUCAAGGGAAGGUUUUGAGGCUUGGAUUUGGUUCUAAUAAGUUUGUUAGGAAUAGCCUUUUGCGUUUUCAUGCUGAUUGUGGUGAUUUGAAGAUUGCACACCAUUUGUUUGAUGAUGGGGCAAAGGAGGACGUGGUUGCAUGGUCAGCCCUUACAGCCGGCUAUGCAAGGCGUGGGGAUUUGCAGGCUGCGAGAAAGCUUUUUGAUGAAAUGCCAGAAAGGGAUUUGGUUUCUUGGAAUGUGAUGAUCACGGGGUAUGCAAAGGGAGGGGAUAUGAAGAGUGCAAGGAAGCUUUUUGACAAGGUUCCUGAGAGGGAUGUGGUUACUUGGAGCACCAUGAUCUCAGGGUAUGUGCUUGGUGGCAUGAAUAAAAAAGCAUUGGAGUUAUUCGAAAUGAUGAUGAGGAUUGGGGUUUGCCCCAAUGAGGUGACAUUGUUGAGCAUUUUGUCUGGUUGUGCUGAUUUAGGAGAUUUGGAAAUUGGCAAGAAGAUACAUGAGAAGAUCUUGGAGAUUAGUGCCGGGGAGCUCAGCACUUUGUUGGGGAAUGCUCUUGUGGAUAUGUAUGCCAAGUGUGGAAGCAUAGUUAAGGCACUUGAAGUGUUCCGGUCGAUGAGGGACAAGGAUGUGACCUCAUGGAACUCUGCCAUCUGCGGAUUGGCUUUUCAUGGCCAUGCCAAAGAGUCUAUUGAUCUAUUCCGAGAGAUGCAGAGGACCGAAUUUUGUCCAGAUGCAAUCACCUUCCUUGGUGUUUUGAUAGCUUGCAGUCAUGCUGGGAAAGUGGAUGAGGGUUGUCAAUUUUUUGAUCUUAUGAGAAUUAAGUAUAACAUUGAACCAAACAUUAGGCAUUUUGGGUGUAUAGUGGACAUGCUAGGGCGUGCCGGACGUUUGAAGGAAGCAUUUGUCUUCAUUGCAUCAAUGAAGAUGAAACCUAGUGCAACCAUUUGGAGGACCCUGCUUGGGUCUUGUAAAGUUCAUGGAGAUGUGAACUUGGCGAAACGCGCAAAUGAAGAGCUGCUUAAGAUUAGGAGGGAUCAAAGUGGCGACUAUGUUCUGAUGUCUAAUGUAUAUGCUUCACAAGGUGACUGGGAUGAGGCUGAGAGGGUAAGGAAGUUGAUGGAUGACAAUGGCGUAAGGAAGAAUCAUGGGUCUAGCUUAGUUGACAGUAAAAGAGAACCAAACUUUAUAACACCCCCGGCACAUUUAUCAGCAUUAUUAUAGA
This is a messenger RNA of Arachis stenosperma, 1686 nucleotides long. Its product is annotated as pentatricopeptide repeat-containing protein At5g15300. NCBI's taxonomy places the organism in Eukaryota, Viridiplantae, Streptophyta, Magnoliopsida, Fabales, Fabaceae. The coding region runs from base 48 to 1685 and encodes 545 amino acids. The transcript has a single exon. Gene Ontology annotation, molecular function: RNA binding; protein binding. The record is from RefSeq and is a predicted model, not a curated record. Gene Ontology annotation, biological process: RNA modification.